UGUUCUGUAUAGGAAGAGGAGGAAGAGAAGGAGGAGGCCUGCUGUGUGCUGCUGUUGCUGCUGCCUAAGCAUCAUUGUUCUGUCUGCUUCACACAGGUACUGAAACGAAGCCCAAGUCCCAUCAUUUUACACACUUCUCCAUUAACCCAACAACUAAUAUCUAUAAAUGAACCUCCUUUUGCACUUAUAUUUCCACUAUUAGCAACUCUUUUCUCUUCCCUCCCUUUCACUUCCACUUCCACUUCCCUACACUACUGACACAGCCACCUCUUCCUUUCCCCACAAAUACCCUCUAAACCCAUCUCCCCUGUUCUCCCCUCCCAUGGCUUCCCUCACUCUUCUCCUCCUUGCAUUUCUCCUUUCCACCAACACCUUUGCGGCUGAGGAAAUGGAAGAGGAGGAGCUUCUGGCUCUGUUUGAAGUCAUGGGUUCUCUCUUAGACUACCCUGACUGGCCUCAGGCUCACCCUUUUCCAUGCACAGACACGCCAUGGCCUGGGGUUAAGUGCGAGAUUUGUCAAGCCCCUCCUGUCUUUCAUGUCACCCAGAUUCACAUUGGCCCUGAUAUUCUAGACCCACCUUGCAAAAUCUCUGCUAAUUUAUCCCACGCCUUGCUCAACCUCCCUUAUUUGAAGUCCCUUUCAAUCUUCAGCUGUUUUACAGCUUCCCCAGCUGCUCUGUUUCCUGCUCUGUUUCAGUCAUUGUCUUAUUUGGAGCAUUUGGCUCUUCAAUCCAACCCAGCUCUUUCUGGGGUGAUUCCAUCGAGUUUGGGCAAUGCAGCCAGUUUGAGAGUUCUGAGCCUCUCUCAGAACAGUCUCAAUGGGGAGAUUCCACAAGCCAUUGGUGGAUUGGUUCAUUUACAACAGCUUGAUCUUAGCUACAACAAUCUUAGUGGCGAAGUUCCUCAAACCAUUGGUGGGUUGAAAAGCUUGAGCAUCUUGGAUCUCAGCUGGAAUGCACUUAAGGGUCAGCUGCCUUCUUCUUUAGGAAACUUGCAGCUCCUCCAAAAGCUUGAUUUGGGAUCAAAUAAGCUUCAGGGAAAGAUAUCUCAAAAGUUAGGCAUGUUGAAGAAGUUGGUAUUGCUUGAUUUGAGCCACAACUUCAUAAAUGGGCCAAUCCCUGAAUCAUUUGGUGGGUUUGAGCACUUGGAGUACUUGAUAUUAGACCACAAUCCCUUGAACGCUGCGGUUCCAUUGUUCUUAGGCAGCCUUGAGAAGCUCACAUCAGUAAGCCUAUCAGAAUGUGGAAUUGAAGGUCCAAUACCCACUUCACUCACUUCAUUGAAAACCCUCACAGCUCUGUCUUUAGCCAACAACAAUCUAAGUGGGCCAAUUCCACCAGAAUUGGGGGAGCUCCCAAACUUGGAUCUGUUGAACUUAAGCCACAAUCAACUAAGUGGAGAGCUUUCUUUCCCAAAUGAGUUCAUGAACAAACUAGGAAAAAGAUUGGAUUUAAGAGGAAAUUAUGGGCUAUGCUCAAGCCAAAGGAGGAAUUUCUCAGUGCAUUCUGAUGAACCACCAUAUUGUUUGAAUGGAGCAAGAAAUGAGAGUGAAAAACAAGAAAGAACAGAGGAUUAUAAGAGCAUACAGCCAGCUUGGAACCAAUGGGAAGACAACAGCUGCUCUUCAACUAAUCUAAGUUGGGACAAAGAUCUUAUGCUUGUUUUUUGUGCUUUUGUUGUUGCAGUUGUGUUGUGUUCUGUUUUGUUGGAGUAAAACUGAGGACUACUUUUCACUUGCUUACUAUUUUUUCGUUAUUAU
This is a messenger RNA of Cucurbita maxima (winter squash), 1759 nucleotides long. RefSeq names its product piriformospora indica-insensitive protein 2-like. Gene Ontology annotation, cellular component: plasma membrane. The transcript has a single exon. Gene Ontology annotation, molecular function: protein binding. Bases 323 to 1714 code for a protein of 463 amino acids. The record is from RefSeq and is a predicted model, not a curated record. Lineage: Eukaryota; Viridiplantae; Streptophyta; Magnoliopsida; Cucurbitales; Cucurbitaceae.